AUGGCCCCAUCUUUUGAAACCCACUCCCAGUCGUCAUUGUCCACGUCUAACUCUCCUUCAAUGGGUGAUCACACACACCAGAAGAUUGACACAGCAAACUCUAAUGCAUUGAAUCAUGCCGAUGACGUUAAUAACACCUUGAAAUUGGAUCUCAACAACCACAUUCUCGAUAAUGUAUCUACAGCCCAAUUCGUCGAGCCCGCCAGCGAGCUAGAGCCUGGAAAAUCUACCACGACUUUAGAUUCACAAUUUGCGCAGCCGGACGGCCUCUCGAAAUCGUACCAGGAUAUUGUGAAUAACAAGUCUGAUCCCGGACUUCACAUGCCAUUUGACGAUAUCUCCAGAGCACUAUAUAUGAUGAGCCAUUUCAAUUUGUUCCACACUGGCAAAGUCAUCCUUCGCGAUUUCGACGAGAGCAACGUUAUAAUAAGUCCCCUUGGUCGAACUGACAAGCCGGAUGAUGGCGAGGAGGGAAAGAACGCAAGCGACAAGAUGACUUCAACAUGA
Molecule: messenger RNA, 507 nt
Organism: Psilocybe cubensis
Lineage: Eukaryota; Fungi; Basidiomycota; Agaricomycetes; Agaricales; Agrocybaceae
Exons: 2
Coding region: 1-507 (168 amino acids)
Source: RefSeq, a predicted model, not a curated record